AUGACUACGUUGUCUACCGCGUCACACAGUCUUGCGGAAAGGCCUUGGGACCAAGCCUAUAACAACCUCCGAGGUGGGCAGGAAUCCAAAUUGGUACAAGAAUACGAAAAAUUGAUUUCCCUUGAUCUCAAGAAGGGUGAUCAUAAAUCCGUAAUAACGGCGCCGUCGUUGGAAGGAGUCGAAAAUCGAAUUGAGCAGGACGACCCAGAGAAGCGGCGAUCACAGAUGAGAGGUAUCGUCAAAAUCGGACUUCAGAAAACAGAGAAACAAGCUGAGUCAAAGCGCGUGAUGGGAGCCAUUCUGGGUGGUGUCAACUCCGUGAGAGAUAUCAUAAGUGCAGCGAUAUAUUCUUCGCCUCAGGCUGUGAUUCCUUGGGCUGUAGUCACGACUGCUUUGAAGAGUCUGCCGCCAAUCGUAGAGGAAGGAUGGACUGGUCGGCAAAGCGAUCAUUCUGUAAAACGCAACGAAGGUACCGGAUUAUGGCUGAUAGAGUCAGAUGAAUUUCAGGCAUGGCUACAGCAAAGGGGAAAGGCUCUUUUCUACUAUGGGAUUCCUGGUGCUGGUAAAACUAUUCUAACAUCCGUCGUCGUGGAGGAAAUCGGCACAAGAUACUACACUGAUAACACUGUUGGAAUUGCCUAUGUGUAUUGCGAGUUCAAUCAACAAGGCAGCUUGAAACCCGUCGAUUUAUUCCUGAGUGCGCUCAAACAGUUGACCGAAGGGCUUCAUUUCAUUCCUCCCGACUUAGAAGAGCUUUACAUUCGGCGCAGAAACGAGCGACCGACCUUUGCUGAUGUCUUGCAGGAAGACAUCAAGACUCGCAUCGUUGAAGCAGCGAAUGGGAUGUUUCUGCUUGCUAACCUUCACUUGGAUUCUUUGAAAGGACUAGGCUCUGCUGGAAUUGAAUAUAUCAGCUCCGUCGUUGCCGGGUUGUUUACGCUUGAUGGGAGCAGUAAUCAAGUGCGCCUGGUCCAUUAUACGACUUACGAUUACUUGAAACGCACUCUGCCCUGUUGGUAUCCUCUUGGUAACAUGGAAAUUGCGAGGAGUUGCGUUAUACAUUUUUCAUUCGAUACAUUUGGAACUGGUCCUUGUCCUGAUUCCAAAGGCCUCGAGGAGCGAUUGCGCCGGAAUGAUCUGUAUUACUACGCUGCAAAUAAUUGGGGAUAUCAUGUCAGCUCGUCCAAUAUUGAUGGAGAAGAUUUGCUUGUGAAGUUUCUGGCCACCGAAGCCAAGGUAUCAGCCUGUAUUCAAGCUAUGAAACCACGCUUAUCUACCCCGAAUCAAAAUGAAGAGACCCCGACAGACGUGAUAGGCCUACACCUCGCAGCGUACUAUGGACUAGUUAAAACUAUACAUGGUUUCAUUAAUGAGUUGCCAGACAUUGAUCUUGAGACCAAGGGGGACUUCAAUCGGACGCCACUUUUAGUGGGCGCAGAGAUGGUGAAUCAACUGCUAGACAAAGGAGCCAACCCAAAUUCUGCUGACUGCGACUUCGGCUGGACAGCUUUAACGAAAGCGAGUGAAAUCAGAGACGCAGAGGUGGUCAAGGUACUGUUAGAUCAUAAAGGUGUUAAUAUCGAGGCCUAUGACGCCUAUCUCGCUGCAACUGCUCUUUUAAUAGCUGUAAGUGGCGGGCACGAGAUAAGCAAACUUCUGCUGGAAAGCGGCGCCAAUUCGCAGGCCGAGAAUAAUUUUGGUGAAACAUUACUUGACGUGGCUGCGCAGAAUGGGCAUUUACAAAUAGUGAAGCAGACGCUGGACAAGUUUGCAAACUAG
Messenger RNA from Talaromyces atroroseus, 1779 nucleotides. RefSeq lists its product as hypothetical. The record is from RefSeq and is a predicted model, not a curated record. Bases 1 to 1779 code for a protein of 592 amino acids. The transcript has 4 exons. NCBI's taxonomy places the organism in Eukaryota, Fungi, Ascomycota, Eurotiomycetes, Eurotiales, Trichocomaceae. Gene Ontology annotation, molecular function: protein binding.